This is a messenger RNA of Gastrolobium bilobum, 2799 nucleotides long. RefSeq names its product TPR repeat-containing protein ZIP4. Gene Ontology annotation, molecular function: protein binding. Gene Ontology annotation, biological process: regulation of synaptonemal complex assembly; meiotic cell cycle. The coding region runs from base 1 to 2799 and encodes 932 amino acids. The transcript has 5 exons. NCBI's taxonomy places the organism in Eukaryota, Viridiplantae, Streptophyta, Magnoliopsida, Fabales, Fabaceae. The record is from RefSeq and is a predicted model, not a curated record.
AUGAGAAUUGCUGAGAUAUCCUCGCCGGAGCUCCGGCGAAUUAACCGAGAUGUAGAGGCUCCCCAUCGUCUCCUCUCUCAAAUCGAGGUAACUGUCAAGCAACUUGAAUCCCACUCCGCCGACAAACCUCCACCGGGGACCGUCGCCGCCGAUCUCCGGCAAUGCCUGACUCAGCUGGGUCAACUUGCUCCGUUUUCCAACUCCCUGAAGCUUCAGAUUUGGAAGCUCAGCUACCGCCUCUGGAACGCCUGCGUCGACAUUUCCAACACCACAUCCAUACGCUGCUCCUCCGUCACCGUUGCCGCAGACGAAAACCAAGCCGAACUUCGGCACAUUACCGCCGACCUCCUCUCUAUCGCCGGCGAAGUUGCCGGUGUCCCCUCUCCUGCGAUCAAAUCGUUAUCGUUCUACUACAAGACCGGUCUGAUAUGGCACAAUCUCCAGAAAUUCGAUCUGGCUAACAAAUGCUUCGAGCGAGCCACGGAUCUGGUCUCCAAGCUCGACAUUGCUUCAAUCUCCGACGCCGGAGAGCGAAAACUGUUGCUGGAUCUAAACCUGGCUCGAUCCCGAACCGCAUGGGAGGCUCGGGACCAGAACCUCGCAGUGGCGCUGUUGAACAGAAGCAAGAGCUUGCUCUUUGGUUCAUGCGAGCACUACAAAGAGCUCGCGAAGCAGUUCAUGGCGUUCGGCAAAAGCUCGUUGUCAAAGUGCAGCGAAGACUCUAAUCGCGAUUUGAGCGAAGCGUUGAAGCUGAUGAACGAGGCGUUGGAGAAUUGCGAGAAGGGAUUCGGUGUGGCGAGAACACGGGAAGAUAAGGUGGAGAUCAGAGGGUUGAGGUGGAAGGUGUUGAGAUUCAUCGCCGCGAUACAUUUGCAGAAGGAGGAAUUUGAGAGUGUGAUUAAGUGUGUGAAGGUUCUGAGAGAUUCUGCUGAUGGUGGUGAUGAUCAUCCGAGCCUUUCGGUGUUGGCUAUGAAAGCUUGGUUAGGGUUGGGGAGGCAUGUUGAAGCGGAGAGGGAAUUGAGGGGAAUGGUGAUCGACCGAGGGAUUCCGGAAGGAGUUUGGGUGUCGGCAGUGGAGGCGUAUUAUGCUGCGGCGGGGACGGCGGGGGCGGAGACUGCCAAAGGGGUGUUUUUAGGGCUGUUGGGGAGGUGCCAUAUUAGUGCCGGUGCGGCGGUGAGGGUGGCGCACAGGGUGAUCGGUGGUGGUGGUGAAGGAGCAAGAGUAAGGGCCAAAGUGGUUGCUGAGCUUGUGUCUGAUGAAAGGGUGUUGGCGCUCUUUGCUGGUAAGGAAGCUGCUAAGGAUAAGGUGGCAAUGCAUUCUGUUCUCUGGAAUUGCGGUGCUGAUAAUUUUCAAUCAAAAGAUUAUGAGACCAGUGCAGAACUUUUUGAAAAAUCAAUGCUGUAUAUUUCAUAUGAUACAGAGAACAGGGUACUUCGAGCCAAGGGCUUCAGAGUUUUGUGUCUCUGCCACCUUGGUCUCUUGCAGUUGGAUCGUGCUCAGGAAUACAUCAAUGAGGCUGAAAAGCUUGAGCCCAACAUUGUCUGUGCUUUUCUGAAGUUCAAAAUUUAUCUCCAAAAGAAUGACCACCAAGGAGCUACUUCUCAAAUUGAAGCGAUGACAACGUGCCUUGACUUUCAACCAGAUUUUCUCUCACUUUCAGCCCAUGAAGCUGUUGCUUGCCAUGCUCUACCUGUUGCUGUUGCCUCCUUAUCAAGUAUGCUAAACUUCUAUGCUUCAGGAAAGUCCAUGUCAACAGCAGAAGUAACAGUUCUGCGCACCUUGUUGACAGUCCUCUCUCAAGAACAGGGUAAUGAGCAGCAAGUUCUCAAAUUCCUAAAACAUGCCCAUACACGAGCAACUGAGCUUGGUCCUGAUUACUUCUUUGGGAAAGAGGAGGUUGGAAGACGGGAGCGGAAUUGGUUUGCUGUGACUUCAUGGAACUUUGGUACAAAAACAGGGCAGGAUAAGAACUUUGAAUUGUCUGUUGAGUUCUUAAGACUGGCAUCAGAUUUUUAUGCCCUAGUUGAAGGGUCUGAUAAUGAGAACAAUGUCAUGGUUUGUAAAUCGUUAACACUUUCUGCAUCUUCGAUGAUAGCUUUAGAAUUUCAAAGGAAGACAGCUUUGUCAGAAACUGAAGUCAAGCAAGCUGUACAUUUGCUAGAUAGAGCGGGACAGAUGCUAAAGUCAAUUUCAGCUGGGAACUCUGUUAAUGAUGACCAAAUUAACACCAUUGAACCUGACCUUUUCUUCAUAUACACUUUCUGUGCUUAUGAUAUACAAGGCAGGCUGAAUGACUUAGGAUCACAACUCCUCAGUGUGAGAAGUUUUGCCAGUUCAAAGGCUUGCAAACCCCAGUACCUCCUUCAAAUAGGUCUCUCUGCCUCACAGGGACCACGGUCUAAUCACGAAGUAGCCACCUUUGCUCUAAACGAGUGCCUCUCAUCUUUCCUCUCAUCACCAGUUCCAGAUUAUCAAAAUGUUGCUCUUGUUGUUCGCAAGCUUAUAGCCAUUGCCAGCAUUCACAAGGGUGAUAAAGAUGAUGAUUUUGUAUAUGGCAUGUACAAGCAAGCCUACGGGAUUAUGGUUGGUUUGAAGGAAGAUGAGUAUCCAAUUGAAGAAGGAAAGUGGCUUGCCAUGACUGCCUGGAACCGAGCAGCAGUGCCAGUGAGAUUGGGUCAAAUUGAAGUGGGCAAAAAAUGGAUGACCAUAGGCUUAGACAUUGCAAAGCAUGUUCCAGGCAUGGAAGCUUACAAAGCAUGCAUGGAAGAUCUACUAAACAGUUUGGAAAAAAAACCUUGA